Cottoperca gobio is the source of this 3261-nucleotide messenger RNA. RefSeq names its product nuclear distribution protein nudF. The record is from RefSeq and is a predicted model, not a curated record. The transcript has 14 exons. NCBI's taxonomy places the organism in Eukaryota, Metazoa, Chordata, Actinopteri, Perciformes, Bovichtidae. The coding region runs from base 1247 to 2899 and encodes 550 amino acids. Gene Ontology annotation, molecular function: protein binding.
UAGAGUCUGACAGAGCCAGUAAGAAUAGUUUACAACCUUUUUGGCCUUGAUACUUGUGACUAGAGAUGUAAAUCAAGGAUCAUUUAUUGCCAUUAUACAACACACGGUUGCACAACGAUUAGUUGAUUUACAGAAAACUAGUUGACAUCUUGUCGAUUCCUCGUUUAAGCCUUUUUCAUCUAAUGGGUCCAGUUUCUCAGAUGUGAUUUUAUUUCUUCUACACUGGAGUAAUUUGAAGAUCGCUUUGCUUCACAUUUAGUUCAGUGUCGGUUUAGAUCGUGUGAUAUGGUUCCUCCAUAUCUGCACAAUAAAGUAGUACCAUGCGGUUUACUACAUUCCUCUACAAUAAAAUAGCCUGUAUCCAUCACUGGCGUAGGAUUAAGGAAAUACCCAAUUUCUUUACUGCACUAUGUUUUGCAAAGCAGUGUAGAGGUUGCGUUCUCGACAGUUGAUCGUAAAAGUAAGCAGUUUAUUUAUAUACUGAAUGACAUUGUUUCCUUUUCUGUGAAACUGAUUUAUAUUUGAUCUGUUAAAACUUGGUGAAGUUUAGUUGUCAAACACGUACACUCAUUGUUUAAUAACAACAUGUUCCUCUUAUUCACCGUGCUGAUUAAUCUCUAAUACAACAGCCAUUAUUUAUUUCAUUUGACUAUAAAAUCCAGAUAAUAAAGAAAUAUGUAACAUGUCAGAAGAGGUCAAGAAGCCACGGGUUCAUAUAACGGACCUCCUCUCAAUUUAAGGAGAAAACAAACAAUAACAACAACAAUUUUUCAUUGUUACUCUCAUUUACGACUUGGAGACUCGAAAACACGAGUUGAUGUAAUAGCCCGUGAAGGCAGCACGUGUUAUGUUAUUGUCCUCCAGUUGACAGUCACUUUCAGUCAGUUUGGACUUUUGCUUUGUGAAUUAACUGCAUGUAACUUAUGAAUCCGUGCACAACCACGUCUGCUUAAACCAACACCCGAGAACGUUAAAUGUAUUGUAUAAUUAUAUUUAUUAUUAACUGUCUUCAAAUGCAAUUCUGUCCACGUGGCGUCGCUGCAAGAACAGUUAUGCACGUGAAAUGUAUCGUCAACAUCCGGCGACACGUCUCCCCAACACAUCACCGGAGCGUCUGAUAAAUCUUUAUUUAUUUAAACCUCUCCAGACUUUUUAUUAACAGACAAUGCUGCUACUUUGACACUGUGUGACUGUGAGAAGGGAGUUUUAAGUGCAGUUAACUCGUGGUGCUUUACAAAAGCUUCAAAUGGGGGAAGUGAGGAAGCUGCAGAAGAAACUGAGACAGAUUGGAAGUCUGGAAAUAAAAAUCAGUCUUUCCCCAGAGGAGAGAUUCAAGAUCUCCAGGAAGGCGGAGCUGCGUUCCAGAUUGGCUGAGCUUCAGCUGCAGCUUUCUGGCCCGCAGCAAACUCUGGGGAUUGUGGCAGACGGAAAACAGGAGAAGAUGAAAAGACAAGUGGAAGAUGCCCCCGAGGCCCUUCCAUCACAAACGCCUCCAGCCUCCAAGAUCCUGAAGGGAGAAGAGAAGUCCAAAGCUCAAGCAACGCCAGCACCGGCUGCCAGGCAGAGGGAAGCAGGCGGGGGAGCAGAGAUAGGCAGGCGGCAGGAAAGGACGGCGCAGGCCAAGGUGUCAGAUCACUGCAGAGACGUCUCAGGAGACGGCGCAGGCUCUGCCACGGAGCAGCUACUGCGGCAGCAAGAAGCUGCAUUUGCAUCCCUCAAAUCGUCCUGGGAGAAGGCGAAGUUUCGCUUGAGGCUGCUGGAGGGUCACAACGACAUCGUCACCUGCGUGGUUGCUGUUGACAACUUGGUGGUUUCUGGAAGCCGAGAUACGACGGUGAAGGUGUGGCACGUUCCCACGGCAACAGAGCACAAGAACCUGGGUGGUCACACCGGCGGGGUCACCUGUCUGUCUGCGCCUCCCUCUGAGUACUGCAAGAAGCUGGCCUCGUCCCUGUCUCUGUCCGAGAAGGAGAGGUUUAUUUUGAGUGGCUCUGCAGACUGCAACGUGAAGAUCUGGGCCCUGAGCAUUGGGCAGUGUGUUAAGUCUAUCUACACGUUCAACGCUGUGACUGCACUCUGCUUUGUGCCAGAGGAGGACGGCUACAUCAUCACUGGAUCAGACGGGGGGAAAGUUCAAGCCUGGAGCUGGCACACUUUCGAAAACUGCCAGUCAAUCAACGCUCACCAGGAAGCGGUCACCUCCAUCCAGUCUCAGGGUCCGCUGGUGUUCAGCGGCUCGGCCGAGGGUGGGGUGUCUGUGUGGGAGAACCGGUGUUCGGAUCGAGACCCCCUCAAGCUGCUGCACCACUGGGGUGAGCAGGUGACGGGCUGCGGUGGGGGGCCGGGCGGGCGUCUCACCCUCAGCCCGCGGGGAGACACAGUGUUCCUGUCUUACGGUCGAGCCUGGCUGAAGAUCCUGCACUGGAGGACCGGAACCAUGUCCAGGCUGACCAAUCACAACAGCAUCACCGGGGUAACAGAUUGUGUCCACCAGACAGGAGGCCUCCUAAUUGGCUCGUGCUAUGACCUGGCGAAUGGAGAGAGCUCGCUAAACCUGUUCUCCCUGCCUCAGUGUCACUACCUGGCCUCUCUGACCUGGCCCGAUGCUCCCAGAAUCCUCUGCUUUGCGUCGUGGACCACGGGGAGCGGAGUCCACCGGUGGGUCACCGGAGGUCACGACCUCAUCGUAUGGGAGCAGCUCCCCAGUUCUGGGAAGCUGAGGGGGGAUGUCACAGUGAGGAGAGACAGUCGGUUGGAGUCCUGUUUGCUGGAAUCAGAGGGGGACACGGAGGAUGACGAGGAGACGGACGAUUUCGAGGACGAAGAUGAUGACAAUGAAGCCAAAGACGGAGCGGACGACGGAGGGUCCGGCUCGUGGUUGCGCUGCGUUCUCCAGUGAGCGGCCUGCAGCGAUGAAGAGGAAAUGAGAGGGCGGGAGAGUAGUGACAGGGAGGGAGGGUGCAGGGGAGUGAAGUGUGACAGACUGGGUGUCGGCGUCGGAGGAGGAGGAGGAGGGAGCGUAUGGAUGGAGAUGUGUGUGUGUGUGUGUGAUAGGCAGAUUGUUUUCUAUGUAAAUAUUAUUUCCACACAAUAAAGCUGUCACACUGUGACUCUCACCUCCACAUUUGCAUCUCUUGUUGCCUCUUCUUUAUUUCCUUCUGACCCUGCCUCUUCCUCAAACAGCAGUUCGGCGCCCUGCCCGGCCGGUGCAACCUGUAGAGAGAUGAUCGGAGGAGCGGAGUCUCAGUGAACAGAGCGAAG